AUGUCUACUGAAGAAAAAAAGAGAGACAUAAACGCGCUUUUCGAGCAACAAAACGACUUUUUCGGUACAAUUUCUCGCGUUAUAGACAAUACAAAAAAGAUGGGGAGAGGUAACUGGACAACCAGCAAUCUUAAAAGUCGACUUGAUCGACUAGAAGUCAGUUGGAAUGAAUUUUUUAAUAUUCAUAAGAAAUUAAUCCCUUGUAAAGUCGAAUAUGCCGAUACUAUAUACUUUUCGGACGAUCAAUUCGCGGUUUGUGAGGAAGCGUAUUUGGACGCAAAGACUUUUCUUCUGGAAUCUUUACGGUCCUUAAGGGGAUCCUCUGCAGCAUCUUCGGUUCGAAGCAGGCAAUCGGUGGCACCUUCGGUUGAGAACUGUUCGAGUCCACAACCAAUUCAACCAGCAGCUGUACCUUCGUAUUCGCGUUCGAGACAACUGCCUCAAAUUAAGCUUCCGGUUUUCGAUGGUAGUUACAGUAACUGGCCACAGUUCCGUGAUUUGUUUUUCUCAAUGGUACAUUCCAACGAUGAUAUUUCCAACGUUGAGAAAUUUCAUUACCUAAAAAUGUGCCUUAUUAAUGAACCCGCGCAAUUACUUAAGAACUUAUUAGUUACCAACGACAAUUUUCAACGGGCGUGGACGUUAUUGAUAGAACGUUAUGAAAAUCGUCGCGUUAUGGUAGACACACAAUUAACGCUAUUGUUGUCGGCGCGCUCUCUUAAAACUGAAUCAGCUUCUGAAUUGAAGAAACUUCUCGGGGAAGUUAAAGAAGCAUUGGGGGCAUUGGAGUCGUUGGGAUGUCCGAUAAAGUAUUGGGAUAAUAUUUUGGUUUAUUUGAUUGUUCGCAAGCUCGAUUCAGAAACGGCUAAAGAUUGGGAAAAGUCCAUUAGCAGUUAUCGUGACCCUUCAACAUUCGAGGAGUUUGAGGAAUUUCUUGUUCGUAGGAUCUACACCCUUGAAGCGAUCGAAAAGCUGCCUGGAAAUAAUAAAAGAGUUACGCAAUCGUUUAAUAAAAAUUUUAAUUUCAAAUCUCACAACGCAUCAGUUCCAACUUCGGGAUGUUCGGCUUGCGGCGCUGCUCAUUACAUUGCCACUUGCCCAGAGUAUUUAACACGGAAUGCGUCUCAAAGAACAGAUUUAAUAAUCUCACGGGGUCUCUGUUUUAAUUGUUUGGGGCCACACUUGUUUAAAAAAUGUCGAGUUUCUAAACGGUGUCGGUUCUGUAACAAGCCCCAUCAUUCCACCCUUCACGAAGCUCCUCCCGAGGCACGUAUAUUUAAUAAUAAAAACACCAAUCCACAAUCGAACUCUCCAGCGAAACAACUUCCUUCAUCAAGCCAUGUCGUGCAUUCUCAUCACCUUCAAACUUCGGUGCUCCUUGCCACGGCUUUAGUGCGGAUCAUCUCGCCCCGCGGAGAUUCGUUAAUAGUUCGCGCGUUGAUUGACCAAGGUUCGGAGGUGUCUUUCGUCGGCGAAACAUUAGUUCAACAGCUUCAUCUUCAACGGCGUUCAGCGAACGUUCCUAUAACCGGGAUCGGGUCGAAGCGUACCUGCGUUACCAACGGCGUGGUAUCGGUACGGUUGGUUUCGCGACUGAAUCCGAUCAUUUCCUUCGAAGAGGAAACUUUAAUUUUACCACAAUUAACCUCUUAUUUGCCUCAAAAGCGUUUUAAACACUUACCGAUUGAAAUGAGUGACCUGCCUUUAGCGGAUCCAGAGUUUACCUCAGAAAGAAAAAUCGACUUAAUACUGGGAGUUCAGUUUUAUUCAAAAAUAAUUCAAAACGGUGUAUUAAAGAGCAAAGACGGUCUUUUAAUUGCGCAGCAAACUGCCCUCGGUUGGGUUCUUUCCGGCGCGUUAUCUGAACAACCUUCUAAUCAUUCGAGCUCUUAUGGUUUUCAAUGUUCCAUCGACCGGGAAUUCCUCGACGUGAUGCAGCGCUUCUGGAAGCAAGAAGAUGAUACCGUCAAUAUUCCGCGUCUUUCAUCUGACGAACGCAAGUGUGAAGAGCAUUUCACACAAACUCAUUCGCGAGAUUCGAACGGUCGAUUUUUAGUACGGUUACCUUUUCGGAAGUCGCCUAAUGAGCUCGGAACUUCUUAUUCGGUCGCUGUGGGUUCUUUCAACCGAAUGGAGUUAAGGUUCGCGAAAAAUGAACAGCUCAAGUUCGAAUAUAGUAAAUUUAUGAGCGAGUAUCUUUCAUAG
This is a messenger RNA of Onthophagus taurus, 2205 nucleotides long. RefSeq lists its product as uncharacterized. Lineage: Eukaryota; Metazoa; Arthropoda; Insecta; Coleoptera; Scarabaeidae. The record is from RefSeq and is a predicted model, not a curated record.